Geodia barretti is the source of this 519-nucleotide messenger RNA. The record is from the annotation of a GenBank genome assembly. Lineage: Eukaryota; Metazoa; Porifera; Demospongiae; Tetractinellida; Geodiidae.
CUGGCGACCUCUCGCGCCCUGGCACUGGCUCUCGAACGCGAGCAGCCUGACCUCGUCAUCUGCGGACGCAACAGCACGGACGCGGAGACCGGACAGGUCGGCCCAGAGAUCGCCGAGAUUCUCGGAGUGCCGCAGAUUACGGCCGUGUCGAAGCUCGACUUAGACCCUGAGGCGGGCACGAUUUCAGCUACACGUCUGACGGACGAGGGCUACCAGGAGUUGGAGUGUUCGCUGCCCGUGCUGGUGACCAUCACCGACGGCGCGGCCGAGGAGAUCUAUCCGAGGCGGGAGCAGAUGCAAGAAGCCGCUUCCAGACCGGUCCAGCAGGUGACCGCCGCCGACCUGACUGAGGAUCUGUCCCAGUUCGGACUGGACGGCUCUCCGACGUGGGUCGAUGAGAUCUUCUCCCUGGAGUCGACAAGGCUCGGCACGGUCGUCCGCGACCUCCCGCCCGACGAAUCGGUGGCACAGCUCAUGGAGUUCCUCGAGGAUGGAGGGGCAGGGGACGGUGCUCAUUGA